AUGGCCACCGCUUCAGAACCUCCGACACUGCAGGCGGCCCCCGUCGAGCCGAAAUACGGCGGUGCUACGCGCUUCGAGCUCGAGCUCGAGUUCGUCCAGGCCCUGGGCAACCCGCUCUACGUUAACUACUUGGCCACCCAGAAGUUCUUCACGCAGCCCGCCUUCGUCGCAUACCUCGAAUACCUCCAGUACUGGAAGCACCCGCCGUACUCCAAGUACCUGACGUACCCCGGCCCGGCCCUCAAGAUGCUCGAGCUGCUCCAGCAGGAACGGUUCCGCCAGGACGCUAUCAGCCCCGACGUCAUGAACAGGCUGAUGCAGGAUUGGCUGCGGGAUGCGGUGCUGUGGCACAGAGAGUCUCAGUGA
Molecule: messenger RNA, 366 nt
Organism: Thyridium curvatum
Lineage: Eukaryota; Fungi; Ascomycota; Sordariomycetes; Thyridiales; Thyridiaceae
Exons: 1
Coding region: 1-366 (121 amino acids)
Biological process (GO): regulation of transcription by RNA polymerase II
Cellular component (GO): core mediator complex; mediator complex
Molecular function (GO): transcription coregulator activity
Source: RefSeq, a predicted model, not a curated record